AUAUAUUUAAAUGCCAUUUUCAUUGUUUUCCCUCCAAAAGUACAAAAAGGGCAAACAUUAAACUGUAUUUAUUACCUAUAAUUGUGUAAUUAUUAUUAUUAUUCAGAUUUCAGAAUUUUAGCUCUAAAAGGUGUAAACAAUACAUUCCUGUCCACCUUAUUUCUUCAAUUGUAGUAAACAAAAUCCCGCAGAUAUUGAACCGUUCCACAAUUACUUAGAAAUGAUUGUAAAACGUGGUGCUCUUAUUGUAUUUGAGGGGGUGGACAGGACAGGUAAAACUACACAAGCAAAAUUGUUAGUGGAAAGUUUGAAGAAGAGACAAAUACAAGCUGAAUAUAGAAAUUUUCCCAAUAGAAAUACAGAGAUAGGCAAAGUAAUUAACAGUUAUUUAACAUCACAGAAAGAUCUUCCCGAUGAAGCAAUUCAUCUGCUGUUUUCAGCAAAUCGUUGGGAGAAAUCACGUGAUAUUCUUGACCUGCUUGAGAAAGGCACAACAGUUAUUGUGGACAGAUAUUGCUAUUCAGGAGUUGCAUUUUCUGCUGCCAAAGGCCUUGACUUGAAUUGGUGCAAGUUUCCUGACAUUGGUUUACCAAAACCUGACAAGGUGUUUUUCCUCACUUUACCUCUGGAAGUGAUGCAGCAAAGAAAUGGAUUUGGCAAUGAAAGAUAUGAAGUUCCUGAAUUCCAAAAGAAAGUUAUAGAUUUGUAUGGACAAUUAAAAGAUAAUGAUUGGGACAUAAUUAAUGCUAACAGAACACUAGAAGUUAUUAAAGAAGAGCUUUUACAAAGUACUCUCAAUGUGAUGAGCACAGUUGAGCAUACAUCUAUUGGAAAACUAUGGGUAAAGAAGUAACCUGUGAGAAGAUAUUGACUUAUACAAAGAUACAAAAAGCUGUAGAAAAUUUGUUUAUCUUUUCUAUUUUAAGCAUCUAGGUGUAGAAUUGGAUUAAGAUAAUUUAAAAAAAUGGAUCUUCUCAUUGAGGUUGAUCCUCUUUGAAUUUAAUGACUACUAAACAUCACAUUUAGACUAAGCUCAGUGAUUUAGUACUAUCAUAGGAUAAGUUUUGCCUUUUAGAAUAAGAUGAUAAUUUUACAUGCAUAACGUCAUUUCGGGCUUAUAAUUUAAUGUUAUUGACGUUAUAAAACACGAAUAUGUAAACAAAAAAUGGGGAAGAGACAAGUAGCAACACACCAUACCUACUACCUAUACUAUAC
Pieris rapae (cabbage white) is the source of this 1215-nucleotide messenger RNA. RefSeq names its product thymidylate kinase. The coding region runs from base 221 to 853 and encodes 210 amino acids. Gene Ontology annotation, biological process: dUDP biosynthetic process; dTTP biosynthetic process; dTDP biosynthetic process. The record is from RefSeq and is a predicted model, not a curated record. NCBI's taxonomy places the organism in Eukaryota, Metazoa, Arthropoda, Insecta, Lepidoptera, Pieridae. Gene Ontology annotation, cellular component: cytoplasm; cytosol; mitochondrion. The transcript is spliced from 6 exons. Gene Ontology annotation, molecular function: dTMP kinase activity; ATP binding.